Fopius arisanus is the source of this 5191-nucleotide messenger RNA. RefSeq names its product glutamate receptor ionotropic, kainate 1. The coding region runs from base 107 to 3175 and encodes 1022 amino acids. The record is from RefSeq and is a predicted model, not a curated record. The transcript has 19 exons. Gene Ontology annotation, molecular function: ligand-gated monoatomic ion channel activity; signaling receptor activity. NCBI's taxonomy places the organism in Eukaryota, Metazoa, Arthropoda, Insecta, Hymenoptera, Braconidae. Gene Ontology annotation, biological process: monoatomic ion transport. Gene Ontology annotation, cellular component: plasma membrane; postsynaptic density membrane.
GUGGCUCUAUCCUGGGUGAUUGGAACAAGAUGCUGUAAAUAAAGGUAUAACCAUCCGCCCACUGAGUGAAGUGAAGUGAACGAGGUCACGUAAUCCUUGAAGCACAAUGGCACUUCUGUUUGUCGUUAUCGUUAUUCUCGUUACAACUGCAAUGUCACUGCCUCCUGUCAUACGAAUUGGUGCUAUAUUCACAGAGGAUCAAAAGGACAGUCCUUCGGAGUUGGCCUUUAAAUACGCUGUGUACCGUAUCAACAAGGACAAGAGUCUUCUUCCCAAUACAACCCUCGUCUACGACAUCCAGUAUGUACCCAAGGACGACUCCUUCAGAACAUCAAAGAAAGCCUGCAAACAAUUAUCAAAAUCAGUUCAGGGCAUAUUCGGCCCAUCAGACCCAUUACUGGGGGCUCAUAUUCAGAGUAUCUGUGAAGCACUGGAUGUACCGCAUUUGGAAGCUCGAAUGGACUUUGAACCAACUUUCAAAGAGUUCAGUAUAAAUCUCUACCCCUCCCAGGAUCAUCUGAAUAAGGCAUUCAAGGAUCUCAUGUCUUUUCUCAAUUGGACGAGAGUCGCCAUAAUCUACGAGGAAAAUUAUGGUCUAUUCAAACUCCAGGAUCUCGUUAAGUCACCGCCAACCACACGCACCGAGAUGUACAUACGUCAGGCUGGACCCGGGUCAUACCGACAAGUGCUACGUGAGAUCAGGCAGAAGGAAAUUUACAAGCUCAUUAUAGACACCGAUCCUCUGCACAUGCAGCAGUUCUUCAGAGCAAUUCUGCAGCUUCAAAUGAACGAUCACCGAUAUCACUACAUGUUCACGACAUUCGAUAUCGAGACAUUCGAUCUAGAGGAUUUCAAGUACAACAGCGUAAACAUGACUGCAUUUCGAUUGGUAGAUCUUGAGGAGCCAAAGGUAGCCGAUGUUUUGAGGCAGAUGGAGAGAUUUCAGCCGAUUAAACAUGCCAUCCUCAAUCGAACUGGCAUCAUCCAGGCAGAACCAGCUCUUGUCUACGACAGUGUACAAGUUUUUGCUCAUGGUCUUGCCUCCCUAGAUCGCAGUCACGUAUUGCGUCCGAUGAACUUAUCCUGCGAUAAAGAAGAACCGUGGGAUGAUGGGCUGUCUCUUUACAACUACAUAAACGCGGCGGGAAUUCAUGGAUUGACGGGUCAUAUAGAGUUCAACGAGGGUAAACGAAAUAAUUUCAAACUCGAUCUUCUGAAGCUGAAGAAGGAGGAGCUCGUUAAGGUCGGGGAAUGGCGACCAGGGCAGGGGGUCAAUGUCACGGAUGUCAAUGCUUUUUACGAGACGACAGCUACAAAUAUCACUCUGGUUGUCAUGACACGGGAGGAGAGACCGUACGUUAUGGUGAGACAGGAUAAAAAUUUAACUGGCAACGCGAGGUUCGAGGGAUUUUGCAUUGACUUGCUAAAAUGGAUUGCUGGACAAGUGGGCUUUCAGUAUGCAAUUCGGCUUGUUCCUGAUCACAUGUAUGGCGUGUACGAUCCAGAGACCAAAGAGUGGAAUGGGAUUGUUCGGGAAUUAAUGGAAAAGCGAGCAGAUUUAGCUGUUGCUUCCAUGACUAUCAAUUAUGCCAGGGAGAGUGUAAUUGAUUUUACAAAACCCUUCAUGAACCUCGGCAUUGGCAUUCUCUUUAAGGUGGCAAAACGUCCACCAAGUAAACUCUUCUCGUUCAUGAAUCCUCUUGCCGUGGAGAUUUGGUUGUCGAUGCUGGGGGCCUAUGUUAUGGUGUCAAUUACGAUAUGGAUUGUUGCGAGAAUGUCACCCUAUGAAUGGGUUGAACCACCUCCGUGCCCUAGCUGCAAGUGCCCUCUGCAGGGGAGCCAUGUGAGUGCCUUGGAACCAGAGAGCGAUGACAUCCCAUUGCCAAGAACCGUCAACGAUUUCAGCCUCGCCAACAGUUUCUGGUUUGCCGUUGGAACUUUAAUGCAACAGGGGAGUGACCUCAAUCCCAAGGCAACCAGUACGCGAAUAGUCGGCGGAAUAUGGUGGUUCUUCACUCUGAUAAUUAUUUCAUCCUACACGGCAAAUCUCGCUGCCUUUCUCACGGUUGAAAGAAUGAUAACGCCGAUAGAAAAUGCCGCCGAUUUGGCGGAACAAACGGAAAUUACCUAUGGAACACUCGAGGGGGGAAGCACUAUGACAUUUUUCAGGGAUUCAAAAAUCGGAAUUUACCAGAAAAUGUGGAGAUUUAUGGAAUCCCGAAGAUCGACUGUAUUUGUAUCGACUUAUGAGGAAGGAAUAAAGCGAGUUUUGGAAGGGAAUUACGCAUUUCUCAUGGAAUCCACGAUGUUGGAUUAUGCUGUACAACGGGACUGCAAUUUGACGCAAAUUGGGGGACUUUUGGACAGCAAGGGAUACGGAAUAGCUACCCCCAAGGGCUCACCAUGGAGAGACAAGAUAUCACUGGCCAUUCUCGAGCUGCAGGAGAAAGGAGUUAUACAAAUUCUCUACGACAAAUGGUGGAAGAAUACUGGUGACGUUUGUAAUAGGGACGAAAAAAGUAAGGAGAGCAAAGCCAAUGCCCUUGGAGUUGAGAAUAUCGGUGGUGUUUUUGUUGUUUUACUCUGCGGAUUAGCUCUAGCCAUUCUCGUGGCAAUUCUCGAAUUCUGUUGGAAUUCGAAAAAGCACGCGCAAUCCGAUCGGUCUCUGUGUGCCGAGAUGGCCUCGGAGUUGCGGUUCGCAUUACGCUGCGGUUCACAACAGCGUCGACUUACCAAAACCAGAAAUACCGAGGGUGAUAUCACUACAACUGUAACCUGUACCAGGUGUAGUCCACCAUCAACAUCACUGCUACGUAGCAGGAGGUGCUUUAGUCACGAAGAGACCACUUACAUGCCAGGCAUCGAUGUGCCGAGAUUAAAUGCAGGAAGCUGGUGCGCUACCGAUGACAGAGAUGAAGAAAUCAUUGAGCUUCGAUCAAGUGGGGACUUGUCGUGGAGGGGACACCUAGCACAGGCCUCAUCAUCAUCAUCAGCAGUCCCAGUCACAGCAGACACCACCACCACCACCGUCUGUGUGCAGAGCAACACCAACGCACACACGUCAUUGUCAUUGCCACUCACAUUCUCACAGUCACAGUCAUUCGCACAAGCACCAACUGCCACCACCGAGGCAGAGGAGAGCCUCAUCGGGCAUCGGUUUAGGCCAAGGAGGUGACCACCCUGAGAGCAUCCUGUGGAGAUUCGAUUGCGAUUUAGCGGGUGAACCAGACGUGGUGAUAUCACCACCACCGCCUCCACCACCGCCAUCAGCCGCCGUAUCAAGAACAACAACCCUUUGACCAAUACUUGAGGAGGUGCCGACGGGCGUGCCAACGCAAAAGGAACACCUUCCAACCCAAGCUGGGGUAGUUGUCGACGUAGACCCCAAAGAAACGUGCUUAUAGCACUCGUGAUGCCCUCCCAGGGCUGAUAAUCAAGUCAACGAGGCACUUAGGGACCAGUGAAAGAGGAGAGCCAUUGCACAAUGGAAAAACUUCAACAGUCAUUGACGUUUUCAGAGGGCCAGUGGAUCACCGACAAAGCUAAACGGAGUUACUCAUUUUUUCACUCUCCUCUCUCAUUAUCAUCGCUAACGAACUCCGAUGGCGGUGUCUCCUCGGGGCGUAUUAGAGGUUCGAUCGAGAAAUGAAGGUGAAUUACCUUUUAUUAAGACUCUCUUGAAUUGGUAACAUCGAGUUGCAAAAAUUGCGAUAAAAUGCGGCGCAGACCAAUUUAUUUUUUCGUCACUGCCACGAUUCCACCCGUUAGCGUUAUUUCCAUUUUUAUGGGAGAUUGAGGUCGAGAGGUGUAAUGUGCCAAUAUCGGGACAACGUGUACAACAUACACUGUAAAUUGUAUAAACAUUUUUUAUUCAAUUUUUGAAUCGGGGAAUUCGCGGGGGCGGACAUGGAAUUCCGCGGAUUUGACGGGAACAAUCCGACAAAUUUUUAGGUGAAUGAGAGUUCGAAGGGAAUGAGGGAACAUUGUGUUUAAUAAAUAUAUUAUGUUUAAUAAACACACUUGUACAAGGUACUGAUGAAGUUCGGCUCCCGACUUGAAAUACAGUUUGACACAACAAUUAUCCAGGUAUCCGCUAUUUCAGGAGCAUUACUCGACAAUGGAAGGAUAUUAAAUAACUUCAUUAGACUUCAUGCAAGUGAUUUCCUCUCAUCUCCCAAUUUUCAAAGUCUUAAACGCCAGUUGAGGAUUACAGCACCUGCAAGUCCGUGAAAUUUCAAAAAUUAUUUCACUCGCGUUCCCUUGAAAUCCGCACCGAGAGAAAAAAAUUCUUAAUGUAACGCAAACUAUUUCUGGAUCUCAGAGAAAUUUUUUUUAUCAGGAAAGAGUUGUUAUCAGUUUGAAAUACAUUAUAGAUUUUAUAAACAUCAAGAAAAUUUCUUUCUCAGCGCAAAAUGGUGAACAUAGACUGUCCAUACAAUUUGUAAUAUGCGGUGAAAAAAAUGAAACAAUUGUAUAUGUGUUGUAAAGUUGUUGUGGACUCGUGAAGAUUAACGUUAAGUCAUAACGUAGAUAGGAAAAAUUUUCUACAGAAAAAAACCGUCGAGAUAUUUAUGGGUUAGCAUAGCAGAGUGCCGAGUGUGUCCAUCCGAGCGUUGUACAUAUAUAUUAAUGAGGGCUUAAUGAAGAAUUUUGAGGGCAACUCCAGCUUUAUUUAGAAAAAAAUUCUGGAGUGAAAUGGUGAAACGUAAUAAUUUCUACGUUUUCCGCAAAGUUCAGAAUUUUCGGCAAUUCGGAAAUUGUUGGUUCAAUUUUUUAUUGCAUUUUCCAAAAUUUCAUGUGAAUUCUCGGUUGUAACAAAUUAUAAGGAAUUAUUCAAGAAUGAGAAUUUUUUAUUUCUCGGCCGAGUGACGAACGAUAUUUUUUGUUUCAAUUCGUAAGCAGUUGGAAAAAAAUAUAUUUCAUUAUUUAUGUGCAUGUUUCUGAUACUCUGUACAGUGUAGACUUUCAUCCCCGUUUUUUCUAUCUAACCAGAAAUCAGUCAAUUUUAACGCGUAUAAUGAAAGUUUAUUGUGCAGUUUAACGUGUAUGAAAAAUUGAAUAGAAAAAUCUUGUGAUUCCUCUGAAGAACUUUUCUAAAUAUCUAUUGAAUUAGUCCAUUUAUUUCUCGCACUAAUUCCUUAAAAAUUAUUUUAUUACCAACAAUAAUCGUGUAAAUAAAUUUUUGUAACAA